AACAGAUUGUUUUGUAACAAUGCUUCCGGUUGAGGCACACACGUGAUUAUCCGCCAUGACAGUUGUCCUUGAAUGAAGUGCAUGGAGAGCCAUCCUUGGUACAAUGUCUGUGUCCAAGACGACUGGUGGAAAGUCUUUGGAUAUUUUGAAGAAUCUUCCUCGAAUUACACUUGCAAAUUUGCGUCCAAACCCCGGUGCCAAAAAAGAAGAGAGGAGGCGAGGUAGAGGUGCCCAUGGUGGUGACAAAAGUGGUCGAGGUCACACGGGAGAGAGACAGCGGGGGAAUCGCCCACGUCUUGGCUUUGAGGGAGGACAGACUCCCUUUUACUUGGCCAUUCCAAAAUACUCUUACAAUGAAGGACACAGUCAGCGUCCCCAGUACCCUCCACUGACGCUGCGCAGACUGCAGUAUCUAAUUGAUCUGGGUCGAGUGGAUACCUCCCAGCCCAUUGAUCUGACACAGUUGGUCAACUGCAGAGGAGUUACCAUCCAGCCACUGAAGAGACACUAUGGCAUCAAUCUUGUCGAGGAGGGGGCUGACCAGUUCUGUACCAAAGUAAAUAUUGAGGUCCAGAUUGCAUCUGAAGGAGCUAUAUCUGCCAUCGAGAGGAAUGGUGGCGUCAUCACAACAAGCUACUAUGACCCUAGGAGCCUGUCCGUCCUCAUAAAGCCUGUGCCAUUCUUCAUGACCGGCCAGCCCAUCCCCAGACGCAUGCUACCAGGAGAGGACCAGUUGAAGUACUACAUGGACCCCAGUAACCGUGGUUACCUGGCUGACCCUGAGCAGGUCCAGGAGGCUCGCGUGGCCCUGGCGCAGAAAUACGGUUACGUUCUUCCGGACAUUUCCAAAGAUGAAUUGUAUAACAUGUUGGCCAUGAGAAAAGGGCCGCGGCAGAUUUUCUUUGGCCUGUCACCUGGGUGGCUGGUCAACAUGGCAGAGAAGAAAAUCCUUAAACCAAGAGAUGAAAAGUUGCUACAAUAUUACAAUGCUCAGUAGUGCCUCUACACUAAUACUCAUGCCGUUUGAUCAUGUAAAUACAUGUUGUUGUUGUUGUUAUUGACUAAAAAAAAUAUCAGAAUAUA
This is a messenger RNA of Alosa alosa (allis shad), 1083 nucleotides long. It is a transcript of the gene mrpl15, whose product is annotated as mitochondrial ribosomal protein L15. The record is from RefSeq and is a predicted model, not a curated record. Gene Ontology annotation, cellular component: mitochondrial large ribosomal subunit. The transcript is spliced from 5 exons. NCBI's taxonomy places the organism in Eukaryota, Metazoa, Chordata, Actinopteri, Clupeiformes, Clupeidae. Gene Ontology annotation, molecular function: structural constituent of ribosome. Gene Ontology annotation, biological process: translation. Bases 104 to 997 code for a protein of 297 amino acids.